Aspergillus versicolor CBS 583.65 is the source of this 1573-nucleotide messenger RNA. Its product is annotated as CFEM domain-containing protein. The transcript is spliced from 8 exons. Bases 153 to 1445 code for a protein of 430 amino acids. The record is from RefSeq and is a predicted model, not a curated record. NCBI's taxonomy places the organism in Eukaryota, Fungi, Ascomycota, Eurotiomycetes, Eurotiales, Aspergillaceae.
AGAACAUUGUGGUUCCUAAACUUCGCGUCGAUUGCAUGAACCAUGUUUCAAUCUGGAGACACCUCGGUCGCCCUGAGGCCAACAGGCUGUUUUAUCCAGCGUCGCCCCUCGAUCUGGUGAACUCGUUCGCGUUCUGCCAGUUUGCCGUCAGUAUGCGCCUGCAACAGCCCGUCAUCUACAGCCUGGUCCUGCUGGGCUUUGCCUGCACUGUUGCUGCUCACCUCCCAAGCCCACCUCAAUGCGCUAUCGAUUGUCAGCAGCAAUUGCUUGCACGAGAGACAACAUGCUCCUCUACCGACACAUCAUGUCUCUGCGCCGACGAGAACUACCAGUCUGCCCUAUCGACCUGUGUCACGGCCAACUGCACAAUGAAAGAUGCACUGCUCGCCAAGUACGUCGGUUCUCGCAAAUGUGACAUCCCCAUACCGCAGCGCUAUCCCGAAGCCGAUGGUGGCACCAUUAUCCCGUUUGCGAUCGCGACCAUCCUGUUUAUUAUUCGAAUGGCCACCAAGGCGAUGCAUCUGGGCGGGGGCUGGGGACCUGACGAUUAUACAUUGACUGUCGCAUAUGCACUGGCAAUUGUUGUCUUCUCUGUAAAUAUAUCAAUGAUUCAUUAUGGAUUUGGGAAGAAUAUCUGGGACAUCUAUCCCCAGGAUAACAUCACCAAAGCAUACAAGCAUUUCUUCGCCUUCGUUUUAGCAUACAAAGCAUUGAUCUCCCUUGCAAAGAUCUCCGUUUGUCUGUUCCUCCUCCGAAUCUUCCGGUCUACGCUAUUUCGCUGGACUGCGUACGCUAUGAUCGGAAUCAACUCCGCCAUUGCCAUUACCUGGAUGCUCACUGAUAGCUUCCACUGCAUUCCAGUGCAUCUGGCCUGGACUCAAUGGGAGGGGCUAGAACAGGGUAAAUGCAUAGAUUUUACAGCAGCCACUUUUGCAAAUGGAAUCGUCAAUAUCAUCGUCGACGCGGUCAUGGUUGUCAUGCCCAUAUACGAGGUUUCCAAACUCAAUCUGUCGCUGCGUAAGAAAGUUGGCGUCGCAGUGAUGUUUGCAUCAGGAUUAGUCCUGACGAUUAUCGGAAUUGUUCGAGUUGUUGUGUUUUCGCACAACAGCUCUCUGGCGAAUCCCACUUAUGACAUGGAAGCUCUUAAUCGGUGGUCCGUCAUUGAAUGCCAGAUCGCCAUCAUAUGCGCCUGUCUCCCCGCGACCAGAGCAAUGCUGGUCCGUGUCUUCCCGGGCAUCUUUGGAGCAGAAAGCGGAUACACCUCCAGUGGACAGAUGAACCAGUACAAGACGCGCACUCACACUGGCGGUGGCUCGCAUGCACCCGGUGUGAGGAGUCACAUCUCCAAGACAGUCUCAUACUCGGUGGACUACAGCGGCAAAUCGCGCCUGGAGUCUGGAAAUGGCUUCAUCCAGCUGUCUGAAGUGGAGUCGCAUAGGACCUAGGCGUGGUUUCUACAGAGCUACUUGUUUAUAUUAUGACUUUCCUGGUAAAUAUUCUUUGUCAACAACAAUAACUUCAUUUAAUUACUAGUAAAUAAGACCAAUAGACGACCUGAAUGACAGAUACUGUG